AUGGCCGCUGCGAGAAUCGCAUGGAGGAACUACAUUCGAGAUGUUCUCGAUUUCUCUCAGGAUGAGGCACAAGAGAUUGUUAUUGAACAGGGUGGUAGAAAAUCACUACGAGUCAUGAAAUGGAUGAUUGACGCAUCAUUUGCGGUGCAUCCAGAUUUCAAGAGCCAUACUGGCGGCACUCUGUCCUUUGGAGGAGGUGCAGCUCAAGUGAUGUCGAAGAAACAAAAACUAAACAGCAGAAGCAGUACGGAAGCGGAACUGAUUGCUGUUGACGAUGUUGUCACGAUGAUACUAUGGACGAAGUUGUUCAUGGAGUGGCAAGGGUAUCCAAUCGAGAAGAAUAUCUUGUAUCAGGAUAACAAAAGCGCAAUUCUACUGGAAGAGAAUUUUUGCAAGAGCGCGGGCAAAAGAAGCCGAGCUAUCAAUAUUCGUUGUUUCUUUAUCACAGAUCAAGUUGAGAAAGGAAAUGUUAAGAUCGAAUACUGUCCAACUGACGAUAUGAUUGCGGACUUCAUGACUAAGCCAUUGCAAGGUGAGAAGUUUCGCAAGUUCAGCAAUCUAAUUCUUGGUCCACAGGACUAG
This is a messenger RNA of Cylindrotheca closterium, 582 nucleotides long. Lineage: Eukaryota; Bacillariophyta; Bacillariophyceae; Bacillariales; Bacillariaceae. The record is from the annotation of a GenBank genome assembly.